Molecule: messenger RNA, 802 nt
Organism: Arabidopsis arenosa
Lineage: Eukaryota; Viridiplantae; Streptophyta; Magnoliopsida; Brassicales; Brassicaceae
Source: the annotation of a GenBank genome assembly
ACCUAAAACCAAAAAAUGUUUUUCAACAUCGAUCACAAGGCUGUGGCUGCACUCCUUCAUGGCCAAGGAUGCGCUAACAUCCUCAAGACGGUUCUCGACAACCGUGAAAUAAGCUCGGUUUCAACAGAACCGCUCAUCAACACCAUCCUUAAUUCUUUCUCAGUAGCUCUAUCUUUUGUGAAUUCUCCUAAUCCUCAACCAGACCAUCAGUCUUUUUCUCAAAACAUGGCAGGUCUUGUGCCGCGGAGAUCAUCAAAGAAGAAGAUUUGCGGGAUAAAAGGUUUAGGGAAUUAUAGAGAUGAUUUCCAAACUCCGCGCCCUGACGGCUUCACCUGGAGGAAAUAUGGAGAAAAGACCAUCAAAACCUCUACGCACCAAAGGUCAUACUAUCGGUGUGCCUAUGCAAAAGACCGAAACUGCAAUGCUACAAAGAGGCUGCAGAUGAUCCAAGACAGUCCUCCAGUAUACAGAACGACUUAUCUGGGACAACAUACAUGUAAAGCUUUUACAGUUCAGGCUGAUACAUACGGUCCUGAAAUGAUACAAUUUGACCAAGUUGUGUCCGAAUCGGUUACGCCUCAACUGGCAACAAUUGACCAACAAGCAAUUGUCAUUGAGGACAAAGCCACAGAUCAUACCACGAACCAAGAAUGUCAUAUCAGCGACUUUUUAGUUGAUUAUGACGAACUUUGGCUGAAUGAGAUUCCCCCAUUUUCAUCGGGAGACCUUUCAUUUGACAACAACAUUGUUGCUUUUAAUUAGAACCCUUUCCAGUUUUAAACAAUAAAGCUAUCAAGCUUUU